Molecule: messenger RNA, 982 nt
Organism: Dacryopinax primogenitus
Lineage: Eukaryota; Fungi; Basidiomycota; Dacrymycetes; Dacrymycetales; Dacrymycetaceae
Exons: 2
Coding region: 1-726 (241 amino acids)
Source: RefSeq, a predicted model, not a curated record
AUGACACAUGUAUCCGCAUUUACUGUCGUAGAGGAGGGCUCUGGGGUUCUUUUCCUGGAACACAGUUUGUCUCGCCCGCAUCGGUCCACCUUACGAUUUGCGGAGAAGAAGUGGCGGCCUAACGACAUCAAUGCGGAUGUUACGUCGCGGAAUGACACGUAUGUCGCCCUCCGGUCCCAAGACGAAGACCUGCUUCGUCAUGUGGACUUCAUACACUAUCAAGGGUCCCGACUGUUUUGCGGGCGACAGCACACUUAUCUCUGGAUGGACAUUGAUCUACCCGGCGUGCAUCAAAAUCUGCACCGCGUUCCUUUGAUCAAUUUGCCUGCUCGUUUGCUGGCUACCGGAGAUGCGAACCAGGCAGAUGUGCAUUCUUUGCUCUUGAAUCCGUUUACUUCUGAUGAUCAGAAUGCCAAAUCACCCGAAGACGAUUUCAUUGUCCUAGCGCCAAAGGACAUUCCACCUCAGUACAUGUAUGGCGACUGCCUCAUCGAUUAUACCAGCGAGAUACGGGCGGUUCCUUUUGGUCUACAAUGGUACCUUCGUUUCGGCACCUGCCUCGAGGGCAAGAUACAGCUUGCCCUCGUCUGGGACUCCCCUGAAUGUCACACAGUCAUUUUCAAGGUCACAACCCACUCGCGCGGAACAUAUUUCCGGCUCGAUUGUUCCAGUAACGGCUUCAAUCUCCGCCGCAGAUUGUUGCUCUUCCAAGCACUGGUCACCUGACUGCAGUACAUUUCCUUGCAAUACCGGGCACAGGUUGAUUGUCUAAUCUGUUUCACACUGGCUCGCGUGUCCAAUCACGCGUCCUGGCAAUUGGACUGCCUUUACCCCUUGCCUUGGCGCCGGAACUGCCCGUCUCUCUGGUUGCUCCGACUAAACGCUUAAAAGAACAGAAUGAGCGGCAGCCCGCGUUCUUCACGAUUGCAUCGAUCCUCUGUACCAUUGUUAUCUUCAUUACACCGUAUCAUAUCAAUAUCUU